GAUGACGUAUUGUGCGACUACCUACCAUGUGUUUUCAGGCGAAGAAACGUUUCCAGUUAUGCCAAGAUGGCUACCUCUAUAUCACAGGAGCUCGAGGAUUUAUUAAACCCAUUACCGAAAUUUGCAGACCCUGAGGACGACCAGGAUGAAGAGACCAACGCUAAGCUAAUAGAGAAGUUUGACGAGGGCGAGGAUGACGACGACGAAGGCGCGGCUGUCAGCAGGCUGCGCGCGCACGCGUCCGCUCCUCUGUCCGAAACGGACCGCCGGUACCUGGGAAAGGCGACGUCGCGAAAGCAGCUGCAGCAGGACUCGGAGGGUUCCGGAGAUGAAGAGGAUGACGAAGAAGAGGAAAUUGACGAAGAGGAUGAUGUUGAAGAUGAAGAGCAGCUUGAUGAAGGCAGGGACCUGUCGGCGGAAGAGGAAGAUGGAGAUGAGGGCAGAAGUGCUGAAAGCGAUGAGGAAGGCAUAGCUCAGAUGAAGACGCUGGUGAGGAAGAUGAAGGGCACGGAUUUUGGCUUUCCCGCCGAGGCUGACCUCUUCAAGCUGACCGAGGGGAUGGACGAUCUCGGAGAGAGUGAGGAGGAGGAGGAGGGGACGGGGGACUCUGAGGAAGAGGACGGAGAUAGCGAGGAGGAUGAAGAUGGGAGUGAGGAAGACGAUGAAGAGGAGAAGAUGCAGGAUGACGAUGAGGGUGCUGUGCUGACGUUUUCAAAAGAAAAAGUCAGUGAUGAGGUGGAAAAAGGGAAGGCGGUGAAAAAUCAACUUGCUCUGUGGGACCAGCUGCUGGAAGGACGAAUCAAACUUCAGAAAGCUCUGCUGACAGCCAAUCAGCUUCCCCAGCCGCUUGCCUUCCCAGAGUUCAAGAGGAGGGGCGGGCCAGAGUUCGCAGGAGCACUGAAGAACAGUCACAAGGCCCUGAAGGCCCUGCAGAGGUCCCUCGUGGAGCUGCAGGACGUGCUCCUGCACCAGACCCCGGAGACCCGGGCCGUCGCGCUGGGCCGGGCCCCGGGGCCCCACAGUGAGGAUGAAGAAGUGAAAAGCGAUCAGGAGGAAGAGGAGGACCUGGACCAGGACGAGGAGAAAAGGCCCCCGAAACGCAAGCUGGAAAUGUCGGAGUACCCCGAAUUCAUGGCCAAGCGCUUCGCUGCCUUCCAGCCCUACCGUGACGCCACUCUGCAGAAAUGGCACGACAAGACCCGUCUGUCCAUGGGGAAAAUGGGCAAGGGCUUCGCGGCUUUCGACAGGAGCAUCCUGACGCAGGUGGAGCAGGUGCUCAUGGACAAGGAGAGGCUGCUCCGUCGCACCCAGACCAAGAGGUCAGAGUACCGGGUCCUGGGCCGGGCUGACCCCGCGACCUCUGACCCGACCGGAGCCACGGCAGACGAGCAGACGGAGGAGGUAGCACUGAAGGCCAACGCACAUCUCAAAGACCUGGAUGAAGAAAUCUUUGAUGACGACGAUUUCUAUCACCAGCUCCUGAGAGAGCUCAUCGAGCGGAAGACCAGCGCUGCUGACCCCAAUGACCAGGUGGCCAUGGGAAGGCAGUGGCUGGCCAUACAGAAACUGCGCAGUAAGAUAAAAAGGAAGGUGGACACCAAGGCCAGCAAGGGCCGCAAAGUCAGGUUCCACGUGCACGGCAAGCUGGUGAACUUCAUGGCUCCUAUUGACCACAGCUGCGUGAGUGAUGACGCCCGGACGGAGCUCUUCCGCUCACUCUUUGGGAAGAACUCCGCGUUCGACGGAACUCCGCGGGAGUGAGACCCCGCGAGGGCGUGGCCGGGGCCAUCCGGAGGCAUCGGAGCCGGGACGCAGGCUGAACUGGGAAGCAGGAAGUGCGUUCCGCGCAGGCGCCGCUCCUUCCUGCUGACCUCUUCCACGCCCCGCCCCCUUCCCCUGGACUAGCCCCUGCGGUCUGGACAGCCCUGAGAGAGGACUUGAAUAAAGUGUGUCAAACCACGACUCCCACAAUGCUCUGCAAACCCGACGUUUUCUU
Molecule: messenger RNA, 1996 nt
Organism: Anguilla anguilla (European eel)
Lineage: Eukaryota; Metazoa; Chordata; Actinopteri; Anguilliformes; Anguillidae
Gene: aatf
Product: apoptosis antagonizing transcription factor
Exons: 12
Coding region: 67-1761 (564 amino acids)
Biological process (GO): regulation of transcription by RNA polymerase II
Cellular component (GO): nucleus; nucleolus
Source: RefSeq, a predicted model, not a curated record